Molecule: messenger RNA, 1651 nt
Organism: Sinocyclocheilus grahami
Lineage: Eukaryota; Metazoa; Chordata; Actinopteri; Cypriniformes; Cyprinidae
Product: complement C1q tumor necrosis factor-related protein 4-like
Exons: 1
Coding region: 3-1148 (381 amino acids)
Molecular function (GO): protein binding
Source: RefSeq, a predicted model, not a curated record
AAAUGCUGCCUGGUACCAGGCCCCUGCUGCUGUGUGUGCUGUGUCAUGUGACCACCGCAUGGGCAUUCACCCGCAUGUCUGACGCCGUGGAGCUGCGGUCUGCAUUCUCUGUGGCACGUACCAGCAGCAUGGAGGGAGGGCCCAAGAUGGUCAUCACCUUCGACAAGGUGUAUGUCAACAUCGGUGGCGAUUUCGAUCCGAAGGCUGGCUUAUUCCGCUGCAGGAUUCCGGGUGCGUACUAUUUCUCCUUCACGGUGGGGAAGUUCCCACGUCGAGACCUGUCGGUCAUGCUAAUGAAGAACCGCAAUGAGGUUCAGGCGAUUGUCUACGACGAGAACGCCGGAGAAGAGCGGAAGGUGCAGAGCCAGAGUGCCAUGCUGCAGCUUGAUUUUGGAGACACCGUCUGGCUUCGUCUUCACGGAGACCCUCGCUACGCUAUCUACAGCAACACGGGCCAUUACACCACCUUUAACGGUUACCUGAUCUACCCCGAUGUGUACGGCUAUCAAGAGCCCACACACAGAGAUCAUGACAGUGACCAUCAACCACUGAAAACCAGCGAUCACUUACUAACUGAGCAUGAAAAUACAAUUAUCAAAGACACUAUUGUGAGUGUGAAAGAAGAGAGACGGGAUGAAGAGAUAAAAAAGGAGGAUGGGAGAGAUGGACAGGAGGAAGAUGAAGACCAGCGGUCAGCAUUCUCAGUGGGCCGCACUCAGAGUAUUGUGGGAGUGGAUCAAGGACACCCUGAGCACCAGCCCAUCGUCUUUGACACAGAGUUUGUCAACAUCGGCAACGACUUCAACUUGAGCUCUGGUAUAUUCAGAUGCAGAGUAGCAGGAGCCUAUUACUUCUCCUUCAAUGCUGGCAAGCUGCCCCAUAAGACCCUGUCAGUGAAGCUGAUGAAGAACCAUUUGGAAGUGCAGACCAUGAUCUACGAUGACAGCGACACUGAGAAGGCCCUGCAGAGCCAGAGUCUGAUGUUGUCACUGCAGGCUGGAGAUACUGUCUGGCUCUACAGCCACCAGAGGGAUGGAUUUGGUGCUUACAGUAAUCACGCCAAGUAUAUCACUUUCACUGGCUUCCUGGUGUACCCCGAGCUCCACCAAAGCCUUGCUCAGCAGCAGAAACCAGAUAAGACACUGUAGGCCAGCCAAGGAGCCAGUCAGUCUGGGUCUUUAGGAAGGUAAGAGUUUGGAGCAGCGCUUGUGUGGAAAAAAUGUGAGUUCCCUUCACGCAAUCUUCUACACUCUAGAGACUCUGUGUCACUCAUCACUCUUGUGGUUUGCUUCUUCAGAUUCCAUAUUAGAAAUCCCUUCAGCUCUUGUUUUUAGUCAAGCAAGCAGCACCUGUAACAAUUCAGUUAAACUCCCUAAAGUCGCCAUGAAACGGAAAUUGCGAUUAUCUUUUCUUCCCUAUCGUGACAAGUUCUCGAAUGAGAAAAAAAAAUGUAGGGCAGCACUUGAUUUUGUCCAUCGGGAAUUAAUUGGAUCGUUGUUGUUUGCUAAUUGAGCGAUCUCAUGUGAGUGACAGAUUGCUGGAUUAUUGCCCAGCCGGAGCAUAAGGAGGGAUGUUAUUGGGAGGGGACAUUAAUAUUAGUUUUUUUUUUUGUAAUCAUUAUGUGCAUGGCUAAUUCAAUCAUAAUAAAUAC